AUGAUAAUUAUUUUUUUAUUCUUAAACUAUGCAUGUGGGAUUUCAAUAAAUUUAUUCAGAAGACAAAAUUUAGCUCAGAAUAAUUUUUCUAAUUACUUAAACAUUCAAUAUUAUGGAGUUGUUAAAAUAGGCACACCUCCACAAGAAUUUACAGUAAUUUAUGAUACUGGUUCUGGAGAAUUGUGGGUGCCUUCAGUUGGAUGUAUUGGUUGUCACAACUCAAAAUACUUUAAUGUAGAAGAGUCAAAAACAGUGGAAGUCACAGAUUAUGUUGUAGAAAUUUAAGUAUACAUUAAUAUAAAAAGUUUAGUAUGGUAAAGGUAAAGUUUAUGGAUUUGUUGUUGAGGAUUAUGUUGGAUUACCACAAUCAAAUAUUCAUUCGUAUAUGCCACUUUUAUUGAUUAUAAGGGAAGCUGAAAUCUAUGGUUUAUAAAGUGAUGGAGUUAUGGGGUUAAAUAAUGAUAAAAAAGUUCCUAAUUUAUUUGAUCUUGCUUAGUAGUAAGGACUUAUGAAUAAUUCGAUAUUUGUUAUGCAAUUAAAUCAAAAUCCAUACUAAUCAAGAAUAUAUUACAAUAUUUCAGAGUAAAAACUAAAUAAUGGUACAUAAUGGAUUAAUUCAACUGAUGAUGAAUUUUGGGUAUAUUAUUAUAUCUAUAUUUAUUUAUAGACUAUUCCAGUUGAACAAGCUUAAAUUUUAUAAUACAUUAUUAAUUUCAAUGAAACUUAAUUUGCUAUAAUAGAUAGUGGUACUUCUGAUAUAAUGAUGAAUGAAGAAAUUUAUGAACUUGUUUUAGGUUCAUUACUCAAGGUAUGUAAAAAACAAUUAGGAAUAAUAUUUUGUCCUUGUAAUCCAAGUUAGAAUUAGAAAUAAUACCUUCCUGAUAUUAUCAUUAUUUCAAAUGGAAUUAAAUUUAACAUCUCUUAUUAUAGUUAUAUAUUAAACUCAAAUCCAUAGAAUGAUUAUUGUUAGAUUACACUUUCAAGUAAUAAAUUAUUAAUGAAUAACUCUAAUUUUAUGAUAUUUGGAGAUCCAUUUCUAUUCAAUUACAUAACAAUUUUUGAUAAAGAGAAUAAUAGAAUUGGAUUUUAAGAUUCUAAUUUAGGGAUAUGGGAUGAUUCUAAGUAAUAUUAUGAUGAUUUUACCAUUGAAUUUACUGGAAUCUUUUGGUUUUCAUUAAUUGCUUAUAUAAUAAUAAUAGGAGGUCUUUUCUAUUAUAAUUAGAUAUUAUCAAAAGUAGAGAUUGCAAGUCCUUCUGAAUAAGGACACUCAAUAUAAUUAUGA
Molecule: messenger RNA, 1282 nt
Organism: Paramecium pentaurelia
Lineage: Eukaryota; Ciliophora; Oligohymenophorea; Peniculida; Parameciidae
Source: the annotation of a GenBank genome assembly